This is a messenger RNA of Xenopus tropicalis (tropical clawed frog), 1228 nucleotides long. Its product is annotated as proteasomal ATPase-associated factor 1-like. The record is from RefSeq and is a predicted model, not a curated record. The transcript has 11 exons. The coding region runs from base 83 to 1228 and encodes 381 amino acids. Lineage: Eukaryota; Metazoa; Chordata; Amphibia; Anura; Pipidae.
GGGCAACUGAGGUAUCAAGUUCCGUUUGAGUCAGAGCAGUCAGUGAUUCAUAGGGAGAUAGUUAUUGUGGUACAAUGUAAGAAUGGCUGCUGCCGCCACAAUGCUCUCCAUACAGGGGGACUGGGACCAGGUCCUGAGGGAGGCUGAGGGGGAAGUCUGGGUAUCGUGCAGGAUUCCUGGAAAGCCCACGAUACGCGGCAGCCUGACGUCAAAGGGAAUAAGUUCUGAUGAGGUUCCGGAAGUGACCGCCUCCGAGGAGUUUGUUGUGCAGGAAGUCACCAAGAAUAGAAUCACUGUUUCCUGCCCCGAGGAGAAUAUUUCCAGCACAUUUCUGUCUCCUUAUGCAAGUUUCUCCCACAUCCAUGAAAAAAACGUCAGCUACUUGGACAUCUCCAGCGGAGGGGACCUGGGAGUCUCCAGCAGCACAGAUCAGACCUUUAAGGUGUGGGAGACCCAUAAUACAGAAGUAAAGAGCGUGCUGGAAGGUCACACAAGGGACGUCUUUUCCUGCAAGUUCUUCCCUUCGGGGCAGGAGGUGCUGAGCGGCGGGUUGGAUUCGCUGGUGAAGGUCUGGUCCGUGAAUGAUGGAAGCUGCUUAGCGACGAUGAAAGGACACAGAGGAAGUAUCCUGGACAUAGCUGUUGUGGCCGAUGGACAGAAUGUCAUUUCCUCGGGGCAGGACGGCACGGCUCGGUUAUGGGACUCUGCCCAAGGCGCCUGCAUAGCUGUGGUCGAUGACUCCUACUCUCCUAUCAACGCCAUCGCUGUGGCCGAGGUUGGAAACGCAGUCAAUCUGGGCUCUCCCAAGGAAAUUCCUAGUAGCAGGGAAGUAGGAACAGAAGGCAAGCUGGUGGUACUGGCCCGAGAGGAUAAGUCAUUGGAGGGAGUGAGCCUGCACAGCCGCCAAUCAGUGAAUGGCCUUUCCGUAAUUCGGAACUUUCUGGAUUUUGAAGAUUCUGAUGCUUUUAACUGCUGCACCUUUAUCUCCAGUGUGGGGGUCCUGGCUGGGGGCCUCGAUGGGAACAUAAUCCAUGUAGAUAUCAGGAACCCAAAAAGCGCAGUAGAAACCGUUUCCUGGUCAGAAACCCCCGUGUUGUCAUUGGUGCCCUUCAGAGACACCUACGUUGCCAGUUAUGGUAAUGGAACCUGCUAUAUCCCCUUGAAGGGUUCUGAACAAGUUCUGCAACUCACUGGGCCUAAUAGACAACCCGUGUUCCAGGUAAUAUAA